AUGCGCGGGUCACUGGAAUUCGGUAUCGCGGGGAGCACCCUCGCUUCCCUUGCAGCCGCAUUGUUUGAUGGCAACCUGAAUUACAACUCACCGUCGUCUCGCCAUGUUAACCUGGGGAUCAAUGUGCCAAAAGUGUCUCGGCGCAGUUUGAAGCGUGGUUCUGUGGCGUUCAAGCCAGAAGAGCUGAACUUCACACAUGGCGUGGCUUCAGGCGAUCCUUGGCCAGAAAGCGUGAUUUUGUGGACUCGAGCAGCGCCUUCUCUGGCUUCUGACCAGAGCAAUGUCACAGUUGAGGGAACAGCACAGUUGUUUAAUCAUGAUACGGAGCAGUACGUAGUGGCCGAUCCUAAUCCGAUUUGUGUCGAGUGGAAGGUCUUUCAAGCAGGCUAUUCGACUGGAAGCAAAGCCGUGUCAACGGGGCAAGCGUACACAACAAGCGAUAUUGACUACACGGUUAAGGUCGAAGCUACUGGUUUACAGCCGUUCACCACCUACAACUAUCAGUUCAAUAUCUGCGGAACGAAUAUCACCAGCCCACUCGGGCGCACGAAAACAGCCCCUCCCGCUGAUGGCGAUGUUUCUGGAAUCAAAUUUGUAGUGUUCUCAUGCUCCAACUAUCCGAAUGGGUACUUUAACGUCUAUGGCAAUGCAGCAAGAAAGGACGAGCAUGACUUUGUGAUUCACCUUGGUGACUUCAUCUACGAAGGUGCUGCGAAGGGUGAAAGAGCUCAUAACCCUCCGAGAGUGUUGUUUAGCUUGGGCGACUACCGGACACGAAUUGGACAGUACCGCACCGAUCCGGAUCUCCAGCUGCUGUCUCAAAAUUAUGCCUGGAUUCCGACAUGGGACGACCAUGAGGUUGCAAACAAUGUCUAUAGAGAUGGCUCCAGCGCCCUGAACAAUACAGAAGAAUCGUUUCGCAAUGAUGGGCCGGGCAUCAGCGUAGAUCAGCGCAAGAUGAAUGCCGUUCGGGCGUACUUCGAAUGGGUUCCUAUUCGACAAAUCGAUAUGGACGACAAUCUAAGAGUUUGGAGGUCGUUCUCUAUGGGCAACCUGGUCGACUUGGUCAUUCUUGACACCCGCUGGAAUGACGAGUACCUUGAGGCCAUCUAUGACGAUGCCUCUCGGUCCCUGAUGGGUUCCCACCAGGAGCGCUGGUUUUACAACCAGUUAACGAAAUCCUCCCAAAGGGGGGCGAAAUGGAGAAUCAUUGGACAGCAGAUUAUCUUCUCCCGAAUUCGCGAAUCGUUUGGCUGGAAUCGCGAUAAUUGGAAUGGAUAUGCUGCAAACAGAAACCGGACCUACAAGCAUCUAUACGACAACAAUAUUGGCAACAACAUCUUUUUGGCCGGAGAUAGCCACCAGAACUGGGUUUCUGACAUUGCUUGGGUUGGCACCAAGCCAUAUGACCAAAAAACUGGCGUUGGCGCAAUCGGUGUGGAGUUUGCUGGCACAGCAGUGAGCUCUACCGGAGCUAGUGGUGAUAUUCUGACGGCACGCGCUGCCGCCGAGGCGCGGAUCAACGAUGAAAUGAACACCGAGCUUCAGUGGCAAGAUGGAUAUUAUAGAGGAUACUAUCUGCUGAGCGUUUCCCCUGAGAAAGUGACAGCGCAAUUCUACGGUUCUCCGAGUGUCGCGUCGCGGAAUGCUUGGAGCUUGCCUCUCGCUAACUUCACGGUCGUUUCCGGAGACAAUCACUUGUCCCGCCCGGUUGCUGGUGGAACUGUUGAGUCCGGCUCACUUCGCGGCGGCCGGACGGUGGACACGAACUUGACGCUCAACACGGAGACGGGAGAAUGGGAUGUAAUCGGGUUCCCCACAAUGUAUCUGAGGACCUGA
Molecule: messenger RNA, 1839 nt
Organism: Neoarthrinium moseri
Lineage: Eukaryota; Fungi; Ascomycota; Sordariomycetes; Amphisphaeriales; Apiosporaceae
Exons: 11
Coding region: 1-1839 (612 amino acids)
Source: RefSeq, a predicted model, not a curated record